Suillus plorans is the source of this 1278-nucleotide messenger RNA. RefSeq lists its product as uncharacterized. The transcript has 4 exons. NCBI's taxonomy places the organism in Eukaryota, Fungi, Basidiomycota, Agaricomycetes, Boletales, Suillaceae. The coding region runs from base 472 to 1191 and encodes 239 amino acids. The record is from RefSeq and is a predicted model, not a curated record.
GGCUUACAAGCUUGUCAUUGGACAUGUGCUGAAAAUUUGAGGGUGAAGAGUAAUACUUGAUAGGGUCGUGAGUAUAAUUAUGGACACAGGCCCGAUGAUCCCGAUUUACAUCAUGUUAAAGGCACAUUACUGUAUUUUUGGCAGUGUCAAAACUGCACCUCUCCUCGAUAUACCUCUAUGUAGUUGUAGGGAUUGGGGGAGGGAGGAGGGGAACAUGGCAUAUGGUGUAUUGCCGCAUCUGAUAUAUGUAGUGGCUCAGCCUCGAAAUACUGUGCGAGUCUGGUCACUCGGUCGAUGCCGGUGGCUAAGACAAAUAACAUGUACAAACAGGGAGCUCGUUGUGAUAGACGUUCUUCCCAACUGUUUCCUCUAUUGCAAUCACGAAACUUUGUCAUCCACUACAUUCAUCUGCUUUGCUUUAUAUCUACUCUUACUUGCUUUUAACUUGCUCGCAUCAGUCUCUUAUCAACCAUGAAUUUUAAUGUCAACGAUAAUCCUCUUCUCGUCGCUCCCCGUCCCGUUCGCAUCACCACCCACCUUGCUCGUUCUACACAUUUCAAACUUGUCACUUCUCAAGUUGAUCAUGUAAAGCUGUCCGAAGACGCUGAAAACGUUGACGAGUACAAACAGCCCACCCGUAUCGACUCGGUUUCGUCCGAUAAGGAUCUCUCCUCUCCGCGUGCAUCACCUCGGUCCAGCCUUCCAUCAGAAGCGCUUGAAGAGUUCCUGUCAAUCUGCAUGGGCUGGAAAUGCCCAUCAUCUCCUGUAUUGCGAUCACGUCGUAACGGUGCCAUGCCGUUGCCCACAUUUGGCCUCCCUUACAGGUCUAGGAGCAGAGUAGAUUUUAUCCACGCCAAGGGUGACAUCUCCAGCAUCACACUCACCGAAGAGAGUGAAUGGGUCCCUCGCACGCGAUCUCCUCAAACCCUUUAUGAGCGAGACGAGCUUGAGAACCUUGACAUUCAAGACCUCGACACCCAAAGGUGGAACGUAGCCCACACUCUCUCAUCUCCAAUAUCUCGUGCGCGCAAUCCAUUUUUACGCCACCCUUCUUAUGACGUCGCCCUUUCUGGCAUCUCGAAUUUUUCCCAAUCAUCCCCUCCGAUCACUUCGGCAACGGCAACGCCUAUGUCUCCUGCGACUGUUCCUCUUCCUGUCCCAACCCCUGAUGAGUUGGUCAAGGUUUACUGAAUCCUGCCCUUUAUCGCAGUAAUCCUCGUCUCGUCAUCCUGUCGUUACUCCCUUAUAUAUGCUUUAGACCAGUUCUCCGAUUACAUU